AUGCAAUUUUGCAGACACCAUCUCAAGCGCAUCUCUACUCGAUCACACAUCUUAAGAAACAUGUCUACCGAAACAACAACUCCAGGACCAAGCCAGGCCGAAGCUGUCAAGAAGACGCAAUCAAAGUCGGAGAAAAAACCAGUUCAGUUCUCCUUGAAAACACCAAAGGGUACCAAGGACUGGGCUGAUAAAGAUAUGAUUGUCCGUACCGCAAUUUUUGAUCAUCUGACUAAGAUUUUUAAAUCACACGGUGGUGUCACUAUCGACACUCCUGUUUUUGAACUAAGAGAAAUUUUAUCGGGUAAAUACGGUGAAGAUUCCAAGCUUAUUUAUAAUUUGGAAGAUCAAGGUGGUGAGUUAACCUCUCUACGUUAUGACUUAACUGUUCCAUUUGCUAGAUAUGUUGCAAUGAAUGGUAUUUCAAACAUUAAAAGGUACCAUAUUGCAAAAGUCUACAGAAGAGAUCAGCCAGCAAUGACCAAGGGAAGAAUGAGAGAAUUCUAUCAAUGCGAUUUUGAUAUUGCUGGUCAAUAUGAUUCAAUGGUACCAGACGCAGAAAUUAUGAAAAUUUUAGUCUCCGGAUUACUAGGUUUAGGUAUUGAUGAUUUCAAAAUUAAAUUGAACCACAGAAAAAUUUUGGAUGGUAUUUUCCAGGUUUGUGGCGUUGCCGAUGAGGAUGUACGUAAAAUAUCCUCAGCUGUUGAUAAAUUAGAUAAAUCACCAUGGGAUGCAGUCAAGAAAGAAAUGGUUGUUGAGAAGGGUCAAACUGAAGAAGUUGCUGAUAGAAUUGGCAACUAUGUCAAAAUCAAUGGUACCAUUCAGGAAGUUUUACAAAUUUUAAAAAAUGACCAAACUCUAAUGUCAAAUGAAUCCGCAAAAACAGGUGUUGAGGAAAUUUCCACCAUGAUUGAGUAUUUGGAAGCUUUCAAGGUCGAUAAAUAUAUAUCAUUCGAUAUGUCUCUUGCAAGAGGUUUAGAUUAUUAUACCGGGGUGAUCUAUGAAGCGGUCACCGCACAAUCUGCACCUCCAAGUGAUGCAUCUGAAAAGAAGGAGAAAGCUUCCAAAAAAAACAAAAAGUCAAAGGAUGGCGACGAUGAUGCUUCAGAGUAUGUAGGUGUUGGUUCAAUUGCUGCAGGUGGUAGAUAUGACGGUUUAGUUGGUAUGUUCUUGGGUACUAAUUCAAAGGGUAAAAAGGCACCAUCUAUCCCAUGUGUUGGUGUUUCAUUUGGUGUUGAAAGAUUGUUCUCACUAAUAAAGCAACGUCAACAACUAAUUGAAAAGAUUAGGCCAACUUCAACACAGGUUUACAUCAUGGCAUUUGGUGGUGGUGAAGGUUGGAAUGGUUUCUUACCUGAAAGAAUGAAAGUUGCUGGUAUGUUGUGGGAUGCAGGUAUUGAAUCUGAAUAUUUAUACAAACAGAAGGCUAAUCCUCGUAAGCAAUUUGACGCUGCCGAGAAAUCAGGUUGUCCAAUUGCUGUUAUUUUGGGUAAGGAAGAAUUCCCAGAAGGUAAAAUCCGUAUCAAGUUACUAGGACAAGGUGAGGAAAACGAUGGAGAAUUGGUCAAUCUUGAGGACAUGGUCAAGGUAGUUACCGAAAAGUUGGAUGGCCUUAAAGUAGAUGGACUAUCUGAUGUAGAAAGAUUGUUGAAAUCUGCAUAG
This is a messenger RNA of Pichia kudriavzevii, 1659 nucleotides long. RefSeq lists its product as uncharacterized. The coding region runs from base 1 to 1659 and encodes 552 amino acids. Gene Ontology annotation, biological process: mitochondrial translation; histidyl-tRNA aminoacylation. Gene Ontology annotation, molecular function: ATP binding; histidine-tRNA ligase activity. The record is from RefSeq and is a predicted model, not a curated record. Gene Ontology annotation, cellular component: mitochondrion; cytoplasm. NCBI's taxonomy places the organism in Eukaryota, Fungi, Ascomycota, Pichiomycetes, Pichiales, Pichiaceae. The transcript has a single exon.